AUGGACGCCAACCAACCUGACCUCGAAGCCCUCGCCCAAACCUGCCUCCAAGAAGCCAAAACAAUCAAAACCCACCUCGCCGCCAACUCCCUCGGCGACCUCGGUUUCUCCCCCACCGCACUCCCCUCCUUUCCAAAGACCGACGCUCAAACGCAACAAGCCCGGACCAACCUCCGCAAUGCAGCAAAGACACUCUACGACCUCACCACCGGGCCGCAGGAAGGCCUGACAGAAUUGUCUCUGACAUCCCUCCAAUUCAUUGGCUCCGUCCGCUACCUCCUGCAUUUCAAGAUCCCCGACUCCGUCCCGCAAGACAGCCCAAUCAGCUACAGCGCCCUCGCAAGCACAACCAGCGUCUCCAUCUCCCAACUAAAGCAAAUCCUGCGAUUCGCAAUCACAAACCACAUCUUCCUCUCCCCGACCCCGGACACAGUGUCCCACUCCGCGUCCUCCCUGCUCCUACUCUCCACAUCCCCCAUGGCGCCCAUAAUCCACUGGCUAACCUACGACUGCGCGCCCAUGCUCGCGGGCCAAGUCGGCGCGAUCGAAAAAUGGGGCCACGGGUCGCAGGAACAGAACCAGACGGCCGUGAACUACGCUUACGAUUUCGACGGCUCGUUCUAUGAUUUCAUCAGCGCGGAUGAAGGGAGGGAGAAGAGGUUUGGCACGACGAUCCAGCGUGCAAGCGAGCAGCCUGCGAGCAGCGUGAAGCACGUGGCGGAGGGAUUCGACUGGAGCGUUCUCGGUAAUGGGAGCUUGGUUGAUGUGGGGGGACAUAUUGGGUUCUGCGGGGUUGCUAUCGCGCAGGCUGCGGAGGGGUUGAAGGUGGUCGUGCAGGAGCGGCCGGAGGUGGUGGCGAUGGCGCUGGAUCCUACCACUGCAGUCGUUCCGGCAGAUGUGAAGGAGAGGGUGGAGUUCGAGGUGCAUGAUUUCUUUACGCCGCAGAAACGGGAGGCGGAUGCAUAUUUCCUCAGGAAGACGCUGCUGAAUUUUACGGACGAGUAUGCGAAGAGGAUCGUGGCGGCGCUGAGCCCGGCGUUGAGGAAGGGGAAUAGAUUGCUGAUUAUGGAUUUUGUGCUGGUCGAGAAGGCGGUGGAGGCCACAGUCAUGGAGAGGUAUUCGAGGGCUGUGGAUUUGCAGAUGUUGUUGUACUAUAAUUGCAGGUAUCGCACGCUGGACGAGUGGAAGGCGCUGGUGAAAGCGGGCGAUGAGAGGUUUGAGUUUGAGGGCGAGUAUAGAUCGCCUGGGAGCUCGAUGCCGAUUCUGAGCUUUGUCGUCCGGUGA
This is a messenger RNA of Bacidia gigantensis, 1284 nucleotides long. RefSeq lists its product as uncharacterized. The transcript is spliced from 2 exons. The coding region runs from base 1 to 1284 and encodes 427 amino acids. Gene Ontology annotation, molecular function: O-methyltransferase activity. NCBI's taxonomy places the organism in Eukaryota, Fungi, Ascomycota, Lecanoromycetes, Lecanorales, Ramalinaceae. The record is from RefSeq and is a predicted model, not a curated record.